AUGUCUGUCUGUCUUGCCUCCUUUCUGCAACUCACAUUCUUCGCCUCUUUUGCUGGCCUUUGUUCGACACACCCUCAGGAGGACCCCUUCUUUUUCCAAGAGGGAAAGACGCUCGGCUCUGAAGAUGCAGCAACGCCUAGCCGUGGGACAGACAGAGGGACAGGCGAUGGUGCUUCUGCUGCUGGCGCGACACGCGCCGUGUCAGACGCUAUCCGUUUCGUGUUAUCGGGUGUCGUUGAGCUUGGAGUCGUUGCUCUCUUCUGCUGGGCCCGUCGUUUUGGAGACGAUACAAACAGAGUCGGCACGCGGAGGAGCCUCAAGCUUUCCGGAUCUUCCGCCCCGGACCUGGGCUACGACGGUUCGGUCGGUUAGUGGGGUGAUGCAGCAGCAUCUCACGGCCGGAACGAGGGUAAGGCCAGUAAGCCAGGGGGAGGUGAAGGAAG
Fusarium vanettenii 77-13-4 is the source of this 443-nucleotide messenger RNA. RefSeq lists its product as uncharacterized. The coding region runs from base 1 to 372 and encodes 123 amino acids. Lineage: Eukaryota; Fungi; Ascomycota; Sordariomycetes; Hypocreales; Nectriaceae. The record is from RefSeq and is a predicted model, not a curated record. The transcript has 3 exons.